CCGACGGUCACGUUCACCGGCACAUCGGCAUCAGCAUCAACUCCAUCGGGAUCGCCCAUCGAAUCGACAUUGCCCGAGCGCGUGUCUUCACACUUCACUGAUUGACGCUGACCAUGUCGCCCUCCUCGGACUGGACGCUCACGCCGGAGCAGCGCGCGCUCCUCAUCAAAUCGGCCUUCGAGGCCAAAACCGGCUCAUACAGCCCCUACUCCAAAUUCCCGGUCGGCGCGGCGCUCCUGACGCCAGAUGGGCGCAUCGUGAAGGGGGCGAAUAUUGAGAACGCGUCGUAUGGCGGCACUAUUUGCGCCGAGCGGACGGCGAUCGUGAAGGCGGCGAGCGAGGGCAUCCGCUCUUUCAUUGGCGUCGCGGUCGUAACCGACCUCACCACCCCCGCCUCGCCCUGCGGCAUCUGCCGCCAGGUCCUCCGCGAGUUCUGCGCGCUCGAGACGCCCGUGCUGCUCGUGCCCGCCGACUACCCGCAGAAGGGUGACGCGGAGAAGAAGCCGGGGUACGGGGAAGGAGGCGUCCGGGAGACGACGCUCGGCGAGCUGCUCCCCGACAGCUUUGGGCCGGAGCAUCUGGGGAAGCCGUUGCCGAGGCCGGGGAAGGAGUGAAGGUUUUUGUUGCUGGACGGGGUGAGCGUGGCCGGGUUGGGCGAAAGCCGGGAAGUUUAGAGAACUGGGUUGACGAUGCUGGUCUCAGGGAGGAUGGAUAGGCGUUUUUCUGAUAUAUGAUUGGAUUGACGUUAUCAGAAGUGCCGUGUAGGGUGGAUCGCUGUCGAUGAUGACAUUGCUACUUAGACUCGAUGGCAGAGGACGGGUGGUCGCUGCGAGCGUGUUGCAUUGCGCGUCCAUCUUCGCGUCGUAGAUUGGAGUCGAGGAUCGGCGACGGCACUGGCAAGAGUGGCAUCACCCGC
This is a messenger RNA of Schizophyllum commune H4-8, 916 nucleotides long. Its product is annotated as cytidine deaminase. The coding region runs from base 114 to 614 and encodes 166 amino acids. The transcript is spliced from 5 exons. Gene Ontology annotation, molecular function: cytidine deaminase activity; zinc ion binding. Lineage: Eukaryota; Fungi; Basidiomycota; Agaricomycetes; Agaricales; Schizophyllaceae. Gene Ontology annotation, cellular component: cytosol. The record is from RefSeq and is a predicted model, not a curated record.